Messenger RNA from Pieris macdunnoughi, 780 nucleotides. The record is from the annotation of a GenBank genome assembly. Lineage: Eukaryota; Metazoa; Arthropoda; Insecta; Lepidoptera; Pieridae.
AUGGAAGAGGAUGGUUUGGAUGACUUACUUGCCCAAAUAAGUGAACCUACAUCACCGAAAAAAACAAAACAAGAUGAACAGCCCGGAACAUCAAAAUCUACUUCGAAAACACAUUGUGUCUUAGUUAAUCAGAAACAGAGAGGAAAUCCAUUACUAAAGUUCAUUAUUAGUGUGCCUUGGGAAUAUGAUGAAAUAAUACCUGACUAUGAAAUAGGAAAAACUAUUGGCAUCCUAUUUCUUUCUGUACGUUAUUAUAACCUUAAUCCUGAUUAUAUUAACAACAGGCUUAAAGACUUGGGGAAGAAGUACGAUCUCCGGGUGCUUUUGGUUCAGGUAGACCUUAAAGACCCUCAUGCAGCAUUAAAAAAUUUAACAAGGAUUUGUUUGCUAACAGACCUGACCCUCAUGCUUGCUUGGAGUCCAGAGGAAGCUGCAAAAAUUAUAGAAAAUUACAAAAUCUAUGAAAAUAAACCACCAGAUAAGAUAAUGGAGAAAAUAGAAAAUGAUCCACAUCAAAAGAUAGUUAAUGCUCUUUCAUCAAUAAAACCAGUGAACAAAACAGAUGCAUUAACAUUAAUAGCUACAUUUGGUACUUUAGAAAACAUAAUAAAAGCUACAGAAAAGAAAUUAUCAGAAUGUCCUGGCUUUGGGGCUACUAAGGCUAAAAAACUCUAUAGAGCUUUACAUGAACCAUUUUUAAAGAAUCAGAUGAAGCCGGAUGUAUUUGCAGGAAAUAUUAGUAUAGAAGAUAUUGAAAGUGUUGAAAAUACCGCUGAGUAA